AGACCACAAAGUAAAUUUGGCGGGAAUGUAAGAUGACAGUUCAUUAUAUUUUCCCAGUUGGUGGCAGUCCAUGGUUAAAGUCUCCUGAAGAAACUGAAGUCAACAGUUCAGAAAUAUCAACAAUUAUCUCAGACACUGAUCAUAUAAGUUUAAGUCUUCUAUUCCAAGCAGCAGUUUCCUAUGCUUCAGAGGAACUAGAUGUGACAUUUAUUUGCCAGAAACCACUUGUCACUCUUCCUAAAACUGUUCAUGGAAUGCCACAGCCUGAUGCCAAAACCAUUGGCACUGUCAAAUUCUUGUAUUUGUCUACAGUAGAGGAGUUAACAGAAUAUUGUUCGUCAGUUCAUCUCAAAACUGUUUUGCCAGAUAUCCUUAUUGUGUCAGAUUUUCACCAUUAUCUGAGUGAAGGACAUUCUUCCCUUGGAGAACACACAGCUGCUAAAUUGUUAGCACUUAUCUUAGAUGCAUUCUGUUAUAUUAAGAAGAAAAAGAACUCGUCUAAUCAUGCCCUGUUGAUGUCGUGUAAUAGUUCUAUUAAAUGGAUAAGUUCAGUUGCUAAAAAAAUCAAUUAUGCUGUUUUGAAAUUGACAGAAAGUGAAUUUAAGGAAAGCCAUUUAGAGUGGUCACAACAAAAUAAACACUAUUUAUUGAAAUUUGUGUCAGAGGAGCAAUUAUUCUUGAAGCAUUUAACAGUGAAAGAAGCAUAAUUCAAUAACUUAAAUAAGUUUAAGUACCUUGUUAUUUUUUUAUGAUUAAUAGAACUAGUGUCUAUAUUUAUAUUUGUGUUGAUCAAUAUAAUAAAAAAACCUGAACAAAAUAAAAUCACUAUUGACUUGA
Molecule: messenger RNA, 837 nt
Organism: Mytilus californianus (California mussel)
Lineage: Eukaryota; Metazoa; Mollusca; Bivalvia; Mytilida; Mytilidae
Exons: 1
Coding region: 33-707 (224 amino acids)
Biological process (GO): double-strand break repair via homologous recombination
Cellular component (GO): Shu complex
Molecular function (GO): single-stranded DNA binding
Source: RefSeq, a predicted model, not a curated record